This is a messenger RNA of Mizuhopecten yessoensis (Yesso scallop), 4057 nucleotides long. Its product is annotated as myeloid differentiation primary response protein MyD88-like. Gene Ontology annotation, molecular function: TIR domain binding. Gene Ontology annotation, biological process: MyD88-dependent toll-like receptor signaling pathway; positive regulation of canonical NF-kappaB signal transduction. The record is from RefSeq and is a predicted model, not a curated record. Bases 578 to 1609 code for a protein of 343 amino acids. NCBI's taxonomy places the organism in Eukaryota, Metazoa, Mollusca, Bivalvia, Pectinida, Pectinidae. The transcript is spliced from 7 exons.
UUCCACUAAGGUGUCCCUAUCGCGUUUCCACUUAAAGUAAAAUAACAUUCCCCCGUCCUACUAGGAAGUGUUAGAAGCGGGCUGUGUGUAUAUGUACUCGCUACAUAUUACUCGUAUAUUUUCAGUUUAAGUAAGAAAUCUUCCCUGUCGUAUGUGGAAGUGUUACCAGAGUGCCUUGUCACCCAGGCUGAUAUACAGGACGGUUUCCAUACAGGACUGAUUAAGAGGAAAUGACUUAAUACCCGAAUUCCAGGAAUCUAACAGCAGUGACUCGUUACGAUCAGGAUUAAUUGGUGCUGUAGGCAUUCAAUCCAUCGGUCUUCAUAUAGGAAAUAGGAGAAAACAUCUUCACUCUAAGUUAGCUAUUGUCCUUUGAUAUAGAUAUUUAAUUCAUACAUGAAUCUGCUUUUAUAGGAACUAGCCGGAAAGCAAGCACUUCAAGAGAUUUCGUCGACAAUGCACACCUCAAUUGUGAGGGUAGAGUAAUUGAAACUGUAUCAAGCAGAACGCUACGAAAUAGAUAAGCACCGAAGUCCUGGAAAUAUCGAACCCGGUAAUAGCCAGUAUUCGUAUCAAAAUGGAAACCUUACCGGACAUUGUCUCUCGCACAAUUGCUUUACCCCAAGAGGGCCAUAAACUCCCCAUAUCCAUACUUAACAUGGCGUCACGACGGAAACUCGCCGAUAUGUUAAAUCCUGAGAGAGAACUUGAUGACAGCCUGGAACUGAUUCCUGAUUAUAGCGGUCUGGCAGAGCUCAUAAGCUUUAUGUACAAUGAAAUACUUGGGUUCCAGAAUGCGGAGAGCCCUACACACGCUCUUCUCAAUGAAUGGGAGAAACACAAUGAUAAAAACCCGUGUAUAGGACAGCUAUGGGUCCAUUUAGAAAAACUACAACGUGUAGACGUCAUGGAAGAAAGCAUAAAAUACAUAAGUAUAGACAUUGACAAUGAAUUACGACGCCGUGAAAAGCCGUCACACUCCUGUAAUAAGCUAGCGAAGGACGGUAUCGUCAUUGAUGACCAGCUGGUGCUAACGAAAGAGGACAUUAAAUACGGAUGCCCCCAAUAUUACGACGUUUUCGUUUGUUGGAACUCGGAAAGCGUAUCUGAUGCGCGUUUCGUCGAAAAGAUGGCUACGAAGCUAGAGGAUAAUCAUUUUAAAUUAUGUAUACCAACAAGGGACGACCUGCCUGGACAAGCACAGUACCACUCGUACGCAACUCUUAUCAAAAUACGAUGCCGCCUCAUGAUAAUUGUGCUGUCGGAGGAGUACCAUAAGAGUGUCGAGUGCGACUUCAUGACAAAGUUUGCGCAUGCUCUAUCACCAGCAACGAAGCAGAAGAAGUUAGUCCCAGUUAUUGUAAGUAAAAUGGACGUCCCGAACCUACUUCGUCACGUGACGCUUUGUGAUUUCACUAAAGAGGACAUGGUAGAUUGGAACUGGAAACGUCUACUGAAGGCUGUCAAGGACGUCAGCCCAGAUUGGGAAGAGGGCGAAGGCACGAAGGCGACGCAUGGUCAAAGUGCGGCCAAAGAUGACAAGAAGGAGAGAAAAACUAAUUUUUUCUCAAAACUUUUCGCGCGAAAAACCCACAAGCAGCAAAAGUGAUGGUCAGUGAGGGGGAAGAAGACAUGUAAAAUAUGACAGUUGAUAUACAAAUGAGGAAUGUGUGAUCUGGUUAAAAAUAUGAAUAGUUUGACGUACUUGUUUUUCGAGUUAUAAAUCUAUAUAGUGAACAACGGACUUAAAUGGCUUAUGCUAGAUGGAUAGGGCGCUUUAUCAAUAUUUUAUGAUAUAUAUGGUGUGUGAAAUAUAACUAACAAAGAUUGGACAAAAACGAUACCUGAACGUUACGUUACGGACACCAAAGCAAAUAGAUGCCUGUCAUUUGAAUGAUUGAUUGGAAGCUGUAUAAUGCAGGGUUUCUGAUGAUUUGUGAGCAGGUAAAAUAGAUCAAAAUGUACAACAUCGUCAUUAAACGAUGAUAUCUUCAGUUCAAGUGAGUGGACACGACUUGAACGACACCAUAAAACCCUUAAAAGAGGAGGCGUGACCAGGUGUUCCGGAAGGGUCAGCCUUUCCUGCCCCAAAUGUGGAAUCCGUCAUGAUAUAUCCGGUGAAUACUGUAGAAACAUUUUAGUUCACCGGCGAAUUAAGACGUUCUGUGUGGUAAAAUUUGUAAGCUAGACACUGAAAUCUCGUUGAUAAAGCAAAACAUGUCAUAAAAUGUACAGCCUCGUGCCAAAUCAAAGAAACAAGUAUUCUUCUCUUCCGUAUUUUAUACAUUUUAUUUUAUUUCAUUUUCCAUCGAUUUUUCCGGUAGUCAAUUGUAGCGCAAAAUUUUUGUAAGUAAAACAAAAAUCCAGAAAUUAUCUUUCAAUAUAACGCAAUUUAAUCUCGCUGGUAACAAACCUUUUCUUUGGCCAAAAUAAAUAUGUUAUCAGCCCUUAACGUAAAAAAAAAUGACGUCGCCGUUUGUAACGUCGCUUUUGAUUGGCUGAUACAGUGGUGUUAUAAUUUCUAAGAGAAAAAAAGUCAAUCAAUAAGAGUUGAUUUCCACAGGGAUUGUGUAUAGUAGAUUAUUCGCGGUUUAUUUAGAGUACAUUCCGUUUUUUUGUGUUUAAUUGACCUUUGAAUCACUGAAAAGUGUGAAAGUGCACGAAAUAUAUAGAAAAAAUGCUUGUAUCCUUUAAUUUUGCAUACGACUGUAGACCGACGCACUCUUUAUAGAUUAAAUUGGUCAACACGGCUGAUGUUUUAAACAAAUUGCUGACAUGUAAUCUCCGUUUGUAGAAUUGGCUAGACUGUUACUAAUGAGGAAAGGAGAGUGAAUAAAUGUGACUUCAAUGUCGUCACGUUUGACAGCGAGUGUUUUACCAUGGCCGCUUUCGUUUAUCGCGAUCCAGACGGUUGAACCGGCUGGACCAGAGUUGUUCGCUUAUGAAAUAAGGUCGGACCUAAUAAUCUGAUGCUAGUAAUCUGCACAAACUUUGCAAGUUCGCCAGGAUUAAUAUACGAAAAUGUUACAUUGAAUAAACGAACAGGCCUAUUGUUGUCAUACUGUACGUAAUUCUCCCUUUUUCUAUAUGUAAAUUCAGCCUCAUUAGGGAAUAGAUCUAUACAGAUAAUGAGAGAUAUAUGUCGGCUGAUCUAUUUCUGUUUACACUACUCGUACUAAAAUCAGGUUAAUGAACGUCUUAAUAAAAAUGCAGAUAACGCAGAACUUAUACUUGAAAACUAAGCAGGGUUGCGUAGACAUACUCCAUCAUUGAUAAUAUAUUUCAUGAACUGUUUAUAUAACCAUUUCUAUACAUACCUUGUCUUGAGAAUAGGACUGUGGAACAAAUUGAUAAAAAAAAUCACUAAGAUGGAAUAUGUUUCAAAGUUAGCGCUAAUAUGUACAAUGGAAUAAAGGCUAACGUUAUUAAAAGUGGCACAUUCUCGAAUGUUUUUUCUUGUAGUUCUGAUGGAAGACAGGGGUGAAAUCUAUCCCCAUUUCUUUAAGGAUCUAAAAGACUUUCUGAAAUAACAUGAAUGUAAAAGCCUUUUGAAUUAGGCGGGAAAACUAAAGAAUGAGUUACAAGUAUAUAUCAAAUUGUGCAUGUGUAUAAUGUUACAUGCAGAUGAUAACAUUUACUUUCAGAUUCUGUGGAAGAUUUACAAAAACAAGUUCUUAUUCAUAACUAUGGCACCUUAAAAUUACUAUCAAUUACACUAAAUGCAUGAGUUUUGGUAUAAAAGGCAGAAUCUCUGAAAAACGAACGUGUUACCUAUAAUGGCAGUAAUAUAUAAAUUAUGAAUAACUUCAAAAUGGUUUUGGUUCAUUUCACUCGAAAUAGUUUUACAUAUCUAAUAAUCAACUAAUUCCUACUAUGUUUGGACUAUGUAAUGUUACAAUACCAAUUCAACAGAGUAUAUGGAACAAUAUGCCUAGAGAACAGAGAAGCUGUAAAGUUUUUGAACUAUGAAAUUCGAGAUGAAUAUCACUAUUUGUACGACUGUUUGUAAAAUUCUCUAAACUGUGUUUGCAAGAAUAAAAAAAAAUGUCAUUGUCAA